This is a messenger RNA of Orbilia oligospora ATCC 24927, 1077 nucleotides long. RefSeq lists its product as uncharacterized. Bases 1 to 1077 code for a protein of 358 amino acids. The transcript has a single exon. The record is from RefSeq and is a predicted model, not a curated record. Lineage: Eukaryota; Fungi; Ascomycota; Orbiliomycetes; Orbiliales; Orbiliaceae.
AUGGCCUGCGUACAAGAUAUUGAAGUAAUCCGAUACAGCGUAUCUGCCUUUUACUCAGAGCACUCCAAGGAUCUCAAAACAGCACAAUCACUUCAUGAAGCGGCAGUUAUCGGGCUAAAAGCAAUUGCGGAAGAUACUUGGCAUGAUCAAGAAACACGAACAAUAUGUGAUAAACAAGCAGAGUUCCAUGCCAGCCGGUAUCACCUUAUCCGAUCUAUACUAGACGACAAUAACUGUGAUCUUCCAUUGGUUCUACCGACAACAUUAAGUGCUGAGGAAUCGAUAAAUUCUACAUUAAAAAGUGAACGUCUAGCGAUUGGUCUCGAGGAGUCAUUAUUAUCAGAGUAUUUGGCUAAGAAAGAGGAGGAUCCAGAUCUUGCGGUGCCCGCUCAAAUAAAAAAUUUACUUGACUCUACCACUCUUUCGACAUACACUUUAACCCUGGAUUCAAGUCUUCUUCCAAAACAAUACACGAUCGCCGUCGAAAUGGAUUCCACAAAUUAUAGCUAUUGGCUCAAUGCCCACCCCAUAAAUCAGCCGGACCAAACGUGUUACCGCCUUAGAGCCAAUCGGUGGGGGAAAAUCCAAUUCGAUAAUGUUGCAUUUUAUCGCGCUACGGAGUUCGUAAUGCCGUGUAUUGACAUCAAAAUUACACCUGUAUCGUCUACGGGAGACAGAAAACUAUCUGCGAUGAAAAACCGAACAAUAGAGUAUACGACAUCAAACAAUUCGAAGCCUACUAUCGAAACUCCCGAGAUCAUGGAAAAGCGCACAUGGGGUUCACAGAAGUUUACCUAUGCUGGAAGAUCAUUUGUGUGGAUUACGCCGGAAGGGAAAGGAGCUAUGCAACUUCCUACACUCUAUGAGGUGGAGAAUGGUGUACAUGUGGGACUUGGCGUUAAAGAAUCUGGGUACAAAGUUGUGGGGAACGAAUUGUGCUGGGGAUAUUUCAAACCCGGGGCAGGCGCCUCAGCAACUGUGACAAUUCUGGGUGCGGUUGAUCAGCUAUUUGAGGAGCUACUUCUAGCCAGUCAGAUGACGAAGAUGGCGAUUUUCUUCUUCGGUCAUGAUAUUUAA